Racocetra persica is the source of this 354-nucleotide messenger RNA. Lineage: Eukaryota; Fungi; Glomeromycota; Glomeromycetes; Diversisporales; Gigasporaceae. The record is from the annotation of a GenBank genome assembly.
AGAAAAAAUUUCUACGAGUUGAUAUUUGGGAUGAGGUAAUUUGUUGUGGUGACGAUGCACAACCUCCGCCAUUCUUUGGAGAAAUGCCACAUAAUUGGUUAAAAGAGCAUGCUGAUUAUUACAAAGAAGUUUUAACCGAUUAUCGUGCAAAAUGUCCUAAGUUACAAAAAUGGAAAUAUCUCGAAAAGAAAUGGACUCCCUCAGAUCGUAUAUUAUCAGCACAUUGCCUAUCUCGAAGAAUUGCAUCACAAAAAUGCCGUGAACUCCAUCGUAUUAAAUAUCCAAAUCUACCAGUUCCACUAAUAUAUAGGCCAAGAGAUGGAUGUAAACAAAACUGCCUCGUUUCAAUUCCUG